Anopheles coustani is the source of this 2878-nucleotide messenger RNA. It is a transcript of the gene ari-1, whose product is annotated as E3 ubiquitin-protein ligase ariadne-1. Gene Ontology annotation, molecular function: ubiquitin protein ligase activity; zinc ion binding; ubiquitin conjugating enzyme binding. The record is from RefSeq and is a predicted model, not a curated record. Lineage: Eukaryota; Metazoa; Arthropoda; Insecta; Diptera; Culicidae. The transcript is spliced from 10 exons. Gene Ontology annotation, cellular component: cytoplasm; ubiquitin ligase complex; nucleus. The coding region runs from base 569 to 2068 and encodes 499 amino acids. Gene Ontology annotation, biological process: protein polyubiquitination; positive regulation of proteasomal ubiquitin-dependent protein catabolic process; ubiquitin-dependent protein catabolic process.
GAAAAAAGUCCAGGAAAGGGUCGAUCGAUAUCAGGCAGCAAAACAGACGUAAACAUUUGUUGGAUAACUGCUAUUUGGAUGCUGAUAUUCCACUUACAUCUUGUAGCGAUUGGUCAACGAUGUUCUUCGACGCAUAAACAAAAGAAAACCAAAACAGUUCACAGCUUUUAGUGGUCGUGCUAGACAUUGAAUUUCAAGUGAGUUUAAAAUAAAAUCUCAGUGCUUUAAAAGGUGCUCUAGUGGCGUGGAGAAAGAGUUCGCGAUUCGUGGUUAGCCGUCGCUAAAUACGUUGUAACUGCUUCCGCAAGUUCAUAGCGUAGUCCGAGGAGUGUGUUUUGUGAAACGGCAGUGUCAAUCGGGGAGUGAAGAGCAACGAACGUCGUCGAAGUCGUCACCUUCGCAACAGAUCAGGUUAGGCUGAUUGUUGUUCCUUUGCUGCUGCGUAAACAGAUCACUACAAAACAACAGCAACGACACGCAACCCAGCAGACAUUGCGCGUUUCUGAAGGCCUCAUCGUACUUCCCCGUUUCAUAUCGACCUCCCCACUCCCGUCUCCCGGAAGCUAGGAUGGAUUCCGAUGACGAAAGCUUCGAGGAGCACGAUUCGGGCAAUGUGUCCAGCGGGGACGAUGAUUUUGCCAUGGACGUGGACGUAAAUAAUCCACGGGACCGUGGCCAAGAAACCGACGAGUACCCCUACGACGUGCUCACCACCGACGAAAUCGUACAGCAUAUGGUCGACUGUAUCAAGGACGUAAACACGGUCGUAGAGAUCCCCGCUACCAUUACCCGCAUACUACUGAACCAUUUCAAAUGGGACAAGGAAAAGCUAAUGGAACGGUUUUAUGAUGGUGACCAGGACAAGCUCUUCAAGGAUGCACAUGUUAUCAAUCCUUUCCGGAAGCCAAGCUUAGCAUUCAAGCCAAAGAUCAAAAAAUCCAGAACAGAGGAUUGUGAAAUAUGCUACUCAACGUUUCCUCCAAGCAUGAUGACUGGCCUGGAAUGCGGGCACCGUUUCUGCACGCAAUGCUGGCAAGAGUACCUGACGACAAAGAUUGUGGAAGAGGGGCUCGGCCAGUCGAUAGCAUGUGCGGCGCAUGGAUGUGAUAUUCUGGUGGAUGACGUAACGGUGAUGCGCUUGGUGCAAGAUUCACGAGUGCGACUUAAGUAUCAGCACCUUAUCACCAAUAGUUUUGUGGAGUGCAACCGGUUGUUACGCUGGUGUCCGUCGGCCGAUUGUACUUACGCGAUUAAGGUACAAUACGUCGACCCCCGACCGGUCAUCUGCAAGUGCAACCAUGUGUUCUGCUUUGAAUGUGGCGAAAAUUGGCACGACCCAGUUCAGUGUCGAUUACUGAAGAAAUGGAUCAAAAAGUGUGAUGAUGAUUCUGAAACAUCCAACUGGAUUGCAGCCAACACGAAGGAGUGUCCGAAGUGUAACGUGACGAUCGAGAAGGAUGGCGGUUGUAAUCACAUGGUUUGCAAAAAUCAAAAUUGUAAGCAUGACUUUUGCUGGGUUUGUCUGGGAUCUUGGGAGCCUCAUGGAUCAUCCUGGUACAACUGCAACCGGUACGACGAAGAUGAAGCACGUGCGGCUCGUGACGCUCAGGAAAAAUUGCGUUCAACAUUAGCCAGAUACCUACAUUACUAUAAUCGGUACAUCAACCACAUGCAGUCACUGAAGUUUGAACACAAACUGUACGCGGCAGUCAAGGAAAAGAUGGAAGAAAUGCAGCAACACAAUAUGUCUUGGAUUGAGGUGCAAUUUCUGAAGAAAGCAGUCGAUAUUCUGUGUCAGUGUCGCCAGACCCUCAUGUGCACUUACGUGUUUGCCUACUACCUUAAGAAGAACAACCAAUCGCUGAUUUUCGAAGAUAAUCAAAAAGAUCUGGAAACGGCAACCGAAAAGCUGUCCGAGUACUUGGAGCGUGAUAUUACGUCGGAGAAUCUGGCCGAUAUCAAGCAGAAAGUGCAGGACAAGUAUAGGUACUGUGAAAAACGUCGCAAAGUGCUGUUGGAUCACGUUCACGAAGGCUAUGAAAAGGAUUGGUGGGAGUACACCAAUUGAUGAUGAUGAUGCUGACGAUGAUAUCGAUUAUAAUUUUAGUGAUCGCAAAGUAAAGGCCCGAAGAGUUCGACUUAACAUAGAGAAAAUCCCCCUAAUUUAUACCUUUGAAUAGCACCGCGUCUGCACAAUUGUGUCAUCGACAGCGCCAGUCCUUUUGCCCGAAGCUAGGAUCGACAACCACUACCACUGUACGUGUUUGUGGACCCAUACGACCAACACCAGUUGCCCAGAACAGAUGGGCAUGCUGGGGGCACCCACAUAACCAGCAAACAUCGCAACCUUUUGGAACUUGCAUUAGUGGUAAAUUACAAUCUCUUUGGUACUACGCAUAUUUGUUUAUUCGACACACUUUCGACGGUUCUUGGAUGAGAUUGUUUGUUGAGUAAAUUGAUGGGCAAAUUCGAUCAUUUUUCUCGCUCCAUUUAACAGGAAGUGCGCUCGAAAUUUUCUUAGUUACACCGACGAUCAGCGUAGGCUAUUUUCAUAUGUAUUUUGCUCACGUACAACUGAGACUAAUAUACAAAAAGAAAAAAAAUCGUUCAUGUAUUACUGUUGGCUUUCGUUCGCCUUUCGUUUACGAUACUUUUUGAAUCCAUGCAUAUCGAAUAAUCAAUGUUUGUUUGCUUUGGAGAGUUCUACGAUUGAAGUAUGAUCCCUGUAGUAGGGAAUUACGAGAUACUCGGAAUCCAUCCAUCUAUUGCUGGUGUCAAGAUAAGUAUUUGCGCAGUACUGGAAUUCGAUAUCGAUGUGUCACACUCGGUGCGCUCCUAAUUUGUGUAACGAUAUAUUCUUUUUUUUUAAACAAGAAAU